Messenger RNA from Drosophila miranda, 1668 nucleotides. Its product is annotated as fatty acyl-CoA reductase wat. Lineage: Eukaryota; Metazoa; Arthropoda; Insecta; Diptera; Drosophilidae. Gene Ontology annotation, cellular component: peroxisome. Gene Ontology annotation, biological process: long-chain fatty-acyl-CoA metabolic process. Gene Ontology annotation, molecular function: alcohol-forming very long-chain fatty acyl-CoA reductase (NADP+) activity. The coding region runs from base 69 to 1577 and encodes 502 amino acids. The transcript is spliced from 5 exons. The record is from RefSeq and is a predicted model, not a curated record.
GCCCUCCUCAAUUGAUAAGGUGUGUCGCGUCUGUAGCAUACAGCAGGAUUAGAUUUUCGCCACGCAAAAUGGACACUGAAAUACAACGUUUUUAUAUGGACAAGACUGUGUUUGUAACAGGCGGCACUGGGUUUUUAGGAAAAGUGAUCAUUGAAAAGAUCCUACGAGCUACAGAUCCGAAACACAUAUAUUUUCUGGUCAGGUCUAAGAAAAACGAGGAUGUCAAGACGCGCGUUGCAAAAUGGAUGAGCCAGCCGAUUUUCGAGGCACUACUAAGGACAAAACCAAGGGCCUUGGAGCUGAUGACACCCAUAGCAGGGGAUUGUCUGGAGCCGGACCUAGGUAUUAGUGAUGCGGAUCGUAAGCUACUGGCAAAAGAGGUGCAGAUUGUUAUUCACGGAGCAGCCACCGUCCGCUUCAACGAGCCCAUGCAUACGGCGCUGGCCAUCAACACGCGGGCCACGCGCCUCAUGCUGCAGCUGGCCAGGGAAAUGCAUCGCUUGGAGGCCUUCGUCCAGAUCUCCACAGCCUACUCCAACUGCGUGCUGGAACACAUUCACGAGCAGUUCUAUCCUGAGAAUUUUACCUGCUCCGUGGAUACGGCGCUGCAGCUAAAAGAGACACUGAGCGCCGAGCUUUUGGACAAUAUGACGCCUGCCUUACUGGGAAAAUUCCCCAACACAUACAGCUAUACGAAGGGCCUGGCAGAGCAAGUGAUCCAAGGUGAGGCGGGUGACCUUCCGGUGUGUAUCUUUCGGCCUGCCAUUAUAUUUGCCAACUACAAGGAGCCUUCUUCCGGAUGGAUUGACAACCCGUAUGGACUCAUCGCCUUAAUAUACGGCAUUACCUACGGUGUCCUGCACCUAUUGCUUUGCAAUUACAAGGCUCACGCCCCUGUAGUUCCUGGCGAUUAUUGCGGCAACAUGGUCGUGGCGAGCGCAUGGGAAACGGCAAGGAACGCAAAGAAACGUGCAACUCCAGCGAUAAAGCCAGUGCCCACCAUUUAUAAUUUCUCACCUAGCAACACAAAUAUUAUCACCUUUGGGGAUCUGAAAGAUAAGGGCAUGUACAGUGGCAAGCUGGUUCCGAUGACCAAAAUGAUCUGGUACCCGUUCGUACAUGCCACCACAUGUCCUUGGCUGUUUAGUCUGGGCUGCAUCUUUUACCACUAUGUGCCCGGCUUUUUAUUCGAUAUCCUCCUGCGGCUGAGUGGCGAAAAACCCCGUCUAGUGAAAGCCUACCGCAAAGUCCACGAAAAUGUGGUGGCACUGUUCCCCUUCAAUAAGAAAACAUUUUGGUUUAGCAGGGAUAAUACUGAGGCAUUAUGGAACCAUAUGUCCACGGAAGAUCAAAGCGUGUUCAACUUUAAUAUGGAGAAUAUGAACUGGGACGACUAUUUCAAGUCUACCUUGAAUGGUAUGCGACUACAUUUGUUCAAGGAACCACCGACGACAGCUUCUUUGGAUCAUGGACGUAGGAUUCUAUCUCGGUAUUUUGUUCUACAUUGCGCUGUUCAAGGUCUUCUUGUCUCUGCUGCCGCAUACUUGAUUUGGUUAGUUUUGAGCGUCUUUAUAUAAAUAAGAGUUUAAAUUUAACAGGUAAAAUGGUGUCUCGGUUGAAAAUUGGAAACAAUAAAUGCCAUUGAUAAUAAAAUAAUGACACAACGGA